GUGUGUGGUUGAGAUAGAGCCUGUUACAAGGGUGUAACAGAGUCAGCGGGAACAAGAACCAGGGUGAAACUGGAGAACCCACCACACUGCCAUAGCUGGACUCAACCAACUGCAUCAGGGCUUGGACAGAAGAAAUUGUCCACUGCCCAGCGCCGAGAUGCACUCCAGCUGCGAGUCCAACUCUUCGCAGAACAGCUAACGGUGAAUUAACUGUCAGAGCAGGCAAGAAACCACACUGUCAGCUGAGUGAGAGACAGGAAGAAGGUUAGAAGCGAGGUGGUUUAUUUUAAAAAGAGAUUAUAUUUCCUGUUUUACUUUGCAGAGCGGUGUGAGCACAGAGACCUGACAAGCUCCACAGCUAAACUAUCAUCUCAGCGGAAUAUCGCUCUCACUUUGAGAAGCCUGAAGCUGUCCAGGUCAACUCAGCCUGGAGCUCGCAGGGAUCGGGAGGAGAGGCUGGGAUGUAAACAACAUCCACAGACAGACUCCAUUCGUCCGAGUAUCUCUGCAACCAGAUCUACCCCUGGCUCUGUCCGGUGUGCGGAUUACAAACAACGUGUGGUGAGGCCCCACUAACCUUCCAUGGUCUGGCUUGAGAUGCUGAGAUGGUGUUGGACGCCUAAACUGCAGACGGCAGCACCUCCAGGGGUGAGGGAGAGGGAUAACCGAAAGGUCUGGAUGAAGGUGAAAGAGUUUCACUCCACGUGAAGGAUUCCAUUGGAAAGGAAAGCAAUGGCUUCUGUGAGCGAUUGAUUGCACUGGUCUGAAACUUCAGUUAUUUAUGCAUGACAGAACAGCUUCUAGUCCAAAUAAUGGUUUCUGUUGGAUAUCACCAUUGGGUGCAUCUAAUUUAGUCAGUAACCUGAUAUUGCUGUGGUUAAUUUGUUUUAUUUGCAAGUAUUGGAUCUAAUUUCACCUGCAGGAACAUUGGUGGGCCUUGGGAUACGACUACAGUUUUUGAGGUACAGGCAGAACAACGCUUUGUUACCGACAUCGGCACCAGGAGGCCUGUCGGGCCAGUGCCAACUCUCAGGAUGACGGGUCUUUCUCCGAAGCGGGGUCUCAGCCAGGGUGGCGUGGGCUCAGCCAAGAAGAGGAGGCUGGUGACCGAGAGCUACGAGGAGAAGCUCGAGCGCAGGCAUGAGAACCGCCAGAGCCUCUUCGGCCGAAACAACGUCACCUCCUGCCGCAGUUCACCGAAACGGCGUGGCGCAGAGCAGAGCUCGCGGCAGGAGGAGUUCUUGAAGCGGCGGAACCUGACAGCGGACGAUAGCGUGGCGAAGACGAAGGCACCCGCUGUGGCGCCCUGCAGGAGGGAGGGCGUAGGAGGAGUCAACGCUGGGGGUCCAGCACAAUCACCACCAACAUUAAUCAAAGUAACACAGGUCUUUCCACAGGUUGGGUUAGCUAACGGUGGCUUGUCGUUAAGCGGCCAGCUCAGUCAGAGGGCAGCAAAAGACUCGACUCUCAGUUUCCUCACCGACACGCUCAACCAGACCGAUGCCAUCUUCAAGAAGGACUCCAAAAGAGAUAAAGCAACCCAGGUCCCGCCAGCGGACAGCGGUGGAUUCGGAAAUGUGUCCCGGAAGGAAGCAAGCCAGCAGACAGAAUGCGGAGUCGCAGUUCUGGAUCAGGAGAUCAAGCAACUGUCAGAGUAUCUGAAGGAAGCUCUGCACCGUGAGGUGAUGCUGAAACAGAAGAUGGCAGUCCUCCAGCAGCUGCUUACCACGCUCCUGCAGGCUGCAGAGAAAUCGUGGAAGGUACAACUGAACGAUGAUUCGCUGCGCUGCAAACUGCAGUCACUGGAGACUCAGUUACACACCUGGGCGCAGAAUCACUCAAAAGACAGUGUCAAGGAAAGCAUGAUCGAAAUGCAGGAACAGAAACUCAAGUAUGAGAACAUGGCCAAGGAAUCACUCCAGAGAGCGAUCGAGGAGAAAACUACGGUGGAACAAAGUCUGGACAAUGUCAAGAGAUCGCUGAGGGAAGAGGAACAGGAGUCUGCCCACUGGAAAGAGUUGUAUCACAGGGCGAUGGCUGAGUGUGCUGAACUGACAGCCCAGUGCUCAGAGACUACCGAUCGACUGCACAUCGUAGAGAGCAAGCUACAGAGAGCAGAAAGUGAUGGUACAGCACUCAGGAAUUUACAGAGCAAAUUGGAGACUGUUGAAAAUCAAACCCAGGAACUCCUGAACCAAAUUGAAGCCUUGAAAGAAGACAAUGAACUCAAGCAAAAGCAGCUUCUAAUCAGCAGAGCUGAACUACAAAAAGCUGAAGAGCAACAGCAAAGAAUGGCUUCUACAAUAAUGAACCUUCAGAGCACGCUACAGAACCAAGUCACUGACACUGCAGAGCAGGAGACAACUGUGCUACAGAACGGCGAGUCCUAUGCCAGGACCGAACAGCGUGAGGUGGCUCGUCAGCUGGAGAUCAGACAACUGAAAGAGCAACUAGAAAGGCAAUUACAUCAGCUCCACGCUAAACAGGAGGAGUGUGCUGGACUUCAUUUGGAGCUCGCGGCUGUGCAGAAUGAGCGCCAGGCCCAGCUCAAACAGCGGCAGGGCCCCAGGAACGAGCCGGGGAGAGUUAAGAAGAGACCUUCCCAGGUGAGGUUCUGAAACCUGUUCCAGACUCAGAGCAAGAGGCGCUGCUGUCGAUGUGUGGCCUUCCUCCUGAUGGCAGCAAUGGUAGCAGGGUUUGCUGUACUUUGUGCAAAUCUGGACAAAAUCCCUCUCUGAGAAACUCAAUGGCACUGACACAAAUUUGCAAAUGACUUUGAACACCAAAUUUCGAUUAGAACAGAAAUACUGAUACUUUUUAAAAUCUUAAAAUAUUUUAAAAAAUUAACUGGUCAUGUGGAAUAUUGGGAAAUGGUCAGGUGCUAAAGAGACUAACCAUUUGCACAUUCUCACUAUACUAAGCUGAAUAGCACAAUCUGAUCAAAUCUGAAAUAUUUACCCUCGUGACUAUAUUUCACAUUAGAUGCAUCUCCAACGGCCAAUUCCCUCAAAGCAGAAAGAAAUAUUUUAUGUCCAGUUCAGCUGGGACAUGGUAUUUUAUUGAUUAAGCACACCAACGACCUUAACUCACAAUCCUUGUUGUUCAGAUAUCAACGUAACAGCGGGAAUAUUUAAACUCUUAACCCAGCAAAUUCAAAUGUUUUAAAAUGCCUGUUCUAGGUAAUGGGUUGUGGAGUGGAGAUAUGUUUCUAAUCAAGGAAGCACCAGUCAUCCCUUCCCUCCACUAGCCUGCAGGUCACUCUUGGGCAAGGUGUAUCACCUGCUUAGCCCCCCACCGAUUAGGAUCACGUGAAGCCAUGAGACCAGGUGGUGGAUGGCCAUAUAAGCAGCUGGUGCAUAUCACAAGUCCUAGUUUUGCAACCACUAGCACCAGGCAGACUAUCUCUGAAGAGUACUGAUAAUGGCUGGGUUCACCGGUCUUGUAAAGACACUGCCCAGAAGAUGGCAAUGGCAAACCACUCCUGUAGAAAAAUUUGCCAAGAACAGUCAUGAUCAAGUCCAUGACCACCCACGUCAUACAACUUCGCACAUAACGAUGGUGAUGGUGAUGAUGAUGAUGACUCUAGGUUAGGGUAAGUCUAAACUUAUGAGACUGUUAGGAGAUACAAUCUGAUUUACUAAGGCUCUCAGGAAACAAUAUCUGCUGUCCUUAUUUGAUGUGGCCUGUGUGACUCUUAAACACACUCUGACUUGGUACAACAAAUGAUUCAGUUGUCAAGAGGGUGAAUCACCUCUGUAUUGUCACGGCCCAAAGAGUGAGCGAAUCAGUGUUGGACACAUCCCCUUACUAAAUACAACGAAGCAUACUUUUGUCAAUGUUGUAAAUAAUUUGUGUAAAAUUUGUUUUCUGAUUAGAGAAUAUCACCAGAUGCAGCUUUCUUAACUGUCUCUUAUAGUCUCUUUACUUUUCCCAGUGCCAAAGGCUGGCAGAGAUGGCAAUUACCUUGCAAUGGGUAUCAUAGUCCAAUCACACUUCACUGUACAUAGAAUAAAAUAUAUUUUCUUAUGAGCAUCUUUAACAAUCAAAUAUGUUCAAACAGAGACCUUUUCCCAUGGCAGAAAUGGCUAAUACAUGUGCGCAUGAUUUAACGGUGAUUACAGGAAUAUAUAAGGGGGAAUGUCAGAGACAGGUUUUUUUUUAACCAGAGAGGUGAGUGUGUAAAAUGCCCUGCAAGGGGUGGUGGUAGAGACAGAUACUUCAGGGACAUUUAAGAGACUCUUAGAUAGGCACAUGAACGAUAUUAAAAUGGAGGACUGCAGUACUGUGCAAAAGUCUUAGGCAUAUACUGUAUAUAUAACUAGGGUGCCUAAGAUAUGCACAGUACUGUAGUUCAUGACAUAUGCAAGGGAUGAUAAAUCUGAUUCUGAUAUGAGUCUCUAUUGUGGACUGAAAGUGGGAAGGGGGCAGGGAGAGGGGUAUCAUGGUUGGGAAAAGGGGAAGGGAGAGGGGAGGGAGCAGGGAGCACCAGAGGCAUAUGCUGUGAUGAUAAAUAAACCAAUUGUUUGGAAACAAAUGACCUUGCCUGGUGUCUCAGGGCUGUGUGUGUCUGCACCCACGCCACCCCCUGCCCCUGGCACUCCUUCUCUGCCACCUGUCCCACACCCCUCCCGUGGUACUCCACCCUCACUAUUCAAACAUCCCUUGCUCCCACCAGAUAUACAAACUCGCUCUCCACUCCACGUUGACAAACACAGCACUGUGCAAAAGUCCUGGGCACCCUAGCUAUAUUUAUGUGCCUAAGAUUUUUGCACAGUACUGCAGGUGGGAGGGAAGAGUAGAUUGAUCUUAGAGUGGGUUAAAAGGUUGACACAACAUUAUGGGCCGAUGGGCCUUUACUGUAAUGUCCCACGUUCUGUGUAGGUACUUGCCACAAAAAACGUCCAGCUAACUUUCUCCUGAAUAUUUCCAGGUCACCACCAUUAUACUUUGAGUAUCAGGCAUUUGGGACCAGAACAAUUAAAAACUGUUUGAUGCUCAAUACAGCAGUCUGUAUUAGCAAGAACACAGGUCUGGCACAUGAAUCAGUCAAGGUGUCAAACUCAAUUCGAUAAGAAUUUCCUCCUGAACAGCUGCAAAAUAUUGGGAGAAAAUUUAACAUUUUGAUUGAUACCUCUUUGUAAUGUUAUUUUUGUAAUGGCCUAAUUGACACCUGUGGAAUGUUGAAAGGCUUUGAUAGAGUGGAUGUAGAAAGGAUGUUUUCUAAGGUGGGAGAGCCUAGGACCAGAGGACACAGCCUCAGAACAGAGGGGCCUCUUCUUAGAACGGAGAUGAGCAGAAAUUUCUUGGGGAAUCUGUGGAAUUCAUUUUGCCACAAGCAACUGUCAAGGCCAAGACUUUAUAUCUAUUUAAGGCAGGAGUUGGUAGACUCUUUAUUGGUCAGGGCAUGAAGAGAUACAGGGAGAAGGUAAGAGAUUGAGGCUGAGGGAAAAUUGGAUCAGCUAUGAUGAAAUGGUGGAGCAGACUCAAUGGGCCAAAUGGCCUAAUUCUCCUCCUAUAUCUUAUGGUUAUUUUGGAACAGAUGGAAUUUGCAUGAUUAACUGGCAGAAAGUUUUUUUUAUAUUCUUGGGUCUGAUGACCAUUAUGUGUACUCUCUUCAGUGUGAACAAGCAUUUACGUUUAAGAUCCAAAACUGGUUUGGUGACAGGAGGCAGAUGGUAGGGGUAAGAAUUAGAAGUCUGUGACUAGUGAUGAACCUCAGGGAUUGAUGCUUGGACCUUUACUGUUUGUGAUAAACACUCAGUGGCCACUUUAUUAGAUACCCAAUAAGGUGUUUUUGCCCACAGAACUGCCACUCACUAGAUGUUUUUUAUUGCACCCUAUUUUGUAAACUCUAGAGACUUUUGUGCGUGAAAACCCCAAUGUAUCGUCAGCUCCUGAGACACUCAACCCAGCCCAUCUGGCACCAAAAAUCAUUUCACAGAUGAAGUCACUUAGAUCACAUAUCUUCCCCAUUCUGUUUAAUCUGAACAACAACUGAACCUCUUGACCAUGUCUGCAUGCUUUUAUGCAUCGAGCUGCUACCGCAUGAUUGGCUGAUUAGAUAUUUGCAAUGACAAGCAGGUGUACAGGUGUACCUAAUAAAGUGGUCAUUAAGCGUACAUUAUUUAGUGACUUGGAUAUUGUAUAGUGACUUUGACUUGUGGAUGACACAAAAGAAAACAAAUUGGUGAAUUUAUGAAUGGUGAGAAAGGUUGUGGACUGCUGCAGCAGAAUUUAGUCAGACCGUUGGCAGAUGGAAUUUAAUUCUAAUGAGUGCAUGACGAUGCACGUUGGGAGAUCAGAUAGAGGUAGGACAUAACCAGUAAAUGGUAGGGCACUCGGGAAUGUAGAUGAACAGAGAGGUCUGAAAGUGCAAGUCAACAGUUCCCUGAAAGUGGAAACUACAAUCAGGGGGAUGAUGAAAAGGGCCCAAGACAUGCUUGCCUUCAAAAGUCGGGGCAUAUAAUUUAGGAGUUGUGACGUUAUGUUGCAGCUUUAUAAAACACUGGCAGUUCUAAUUGCCUCACUAUAGAAAGGAUAUUAUUGCACUGGAAAAAAUACAGAACAUGAAAAGUUUAAGGGGAACAUGAGGGGAAACAUCUUCACUCAGAGGGUGGUGAGAGUGUGGAACGAGCUGCCAGCACAAGUGGUGCAUGCAAACUCAAUUUCAAUGUUUAAGAGAAGUUUGGAUAGAUGCAUAGAUGGUAGGGGUAUGGAGGGUUAUGGUCCCGGUGCUGGUUGUUGGAAGUAGGUAGUUUAAAAAGUUUGGCAUGGACUGGAUGGGCUGAAGGGGCUGUACUUUUCUAUGACUCCAUGACGCUAUCUAUGUUGGAGAACUUUAGUUAUGGGAAGAGAAUGGACAGGCUGGACUUGUGAGAGUCUGAAGGGUGACCAGAUAGUUAUAUAUGAUUAUGAAAGGCUUAGAUAGGGCAGCUAGCCACGAUCUUUUCCCUAUCAUAAGGGUACUAAGAACGAGAAGACAUUUGUUUUAAGGUCAGGAGUUUUAAAGGAACCUGAGAGGUAAAGUUGAAAGUCAUCUGUAUCUAGAACUUACAGUCUGAGGAGGUGAAAAUCAGGCACAGUUAAAGAUAAGCACCAGGGAUUCAGCAGAUGCUGCAAAUCCUGAGCAACACAGUCCUGAUGAAGACUCUCAGCCCAAAAUGUUGACUGUUUAUCCCCCUCCAUAAACGCUGAGUUCCUCCAGCACUUUGAGUCUGUCACAGCAGAGUCAUAGACUCAUAGAACAUUACAGCACAUAACAGGCCCUUCGGCCCCUCUAAUAAGAACAUAAAAAAUAGCAGCAGGAGUAGGCCAUCGAGCCUGCCCCGCCAUUCAAUAAGAUCAUGGCUGAUCUGUCCGUAAACUCAGCUCCAUCUACCUGCCUUUUCCCCAUAACCCUUAAUUCCAUACUGAACUAUUAUGCUGCCUGAUCCCAUCGAUCUGAACUGGAACAUAGCCCUCUACCCAUGUACCCAUCCAAGUUGCUCUUAAGUGUUGAAAUCAAACCCGUUUCCACCACUUCCACUGCCAGCUCGUUCCCCACACUCUACUUAAAUAAGCAAGGCAUGGCAGGAUAAGAUUCUAAUGUGGCAACUGGGAAUCGUCUAGAUAGGAAAGAAAGAUGGAGAUGGUGUUUCUAUGCUGUACAGUUAACUCUGUAAUUUCAUGACUAUGGAACACUCUCACUUAAUAGAGUGCAUCAUUAAACUCACAGAGACUUGAGAUUAUGUCACAGUGUUCAUAGUUAAAACAGCAAAAGGACUGAAAGUAUUCACACCAAGCUUUACUGACUUGGGCUGUAAAAUACAUUUUUUGUAAGGUGAAAAAUAAAAUCAAUAUUUUGAGAUAAUGGCAAGUGUCUAGUUAACCUUCCAUUAAUUUGUUUUGGUAAACCUGCUGGUGUGGGAUGUGAAUGCUGUAGUGUUUUUGGGCAGAAACUUGGGCAGAUAAGGUUCAGUUUCAGUUUCCUGUUCCGCUACAUCCCCAUAUCUUGUUGAGUUUAUGGAAAAGGUAGAUGAACUUGCAGCACAGUUGCAGAUUGGCAGGUAUGAUAUUGUCAGCAUCACUGAAUCAUGGCUGAAAGAAGAUUACAGCUAGGAGCUUAAUGUCCAAGAAUACACAUUAUAUUGAAAGGACAGGCAGGAAGGGAGAGGGAGUGGCAUUGCUCUGUUGGUAAAAAAUGAAAUCAAAUCAUUAGAAAUAGGUGACAGAGUCAGAAGGUGUUGAAUUCUUGUGGAUAAAGCUAAUGAACUGCAAGGGUAAAAAAAACCCUGAUGGGAGUUGUAUACAGACCCCCGAAACAGUAGUAAGGAUGUGGUCUACAAGUUAGAAAGGGGGGUGGGAAAUGUCUGCCAAAAGGGCAAUGUUACAAUAGUCAUGGGGGAUUUCAAUAUGCAGUUAGAUUGGGAAAAUUGGUUGGUGUGGGAUUCCAAGAGGGGGAAUUUCUAGAAUACCUAUGAGAUGCUUUUUAGAUCAGCUCAUGGUGGAGCCCACUAGAGUAUCAGCUAUUCUGAACAGGGUGUUGUGCAAAUAACUGGAAUUGAUUAGAGAGUUUAAGGUAAAAGAACUCUUAGGGGUAAGUGAUCAUAAUAUGAUCCAGCAACACACAUAAAAGUUGCUGGUGAACGCAGCAGGCCAGGCAGCAUCUCUAGGAAAAGGUACAGUCGACGUUUUGGGCCGAGACUCUU
This is a messenger RNA of Mobula hypostoma (lesser devil ray), 8687 nucleotides long. Its product is annotated as TRAF3-interacting JNK-activating modulator. Bases 1035 to 2618 code for a protein of 527 amino acids. The transcript is spliced from 15 exons. Lineage: Eukaryota; Metazoa; Chordata; Chondrichthyes; Myliobatiformes; Myliobatidae. The record is from RefSeq and is a predicted model, not a curated record.